Molecule: messenger RNA, 1590 nt
Organism: Brugia pahangi
Lineage: Eukaryota; Metazoa; Nematoda; Chromadorea; Rhabditida; Onchocercidae
Source: the annotation of a GenBank genome assembly
AUGCAAUUUGCAAUACUCUAUUUUCGACGACCUAAAGGUGUUUCAUCUGGUAUUAUCAAUAAUAUAAAUUUCAGUUCAAAUAGUGCGCAGCGAAAAAGAAAGAAAUGGACAUGGAAAGAAAUCGCUGAAAAAGUAAAACAUACAAAUAAACCAAUUAGUCAUUCACUUCUUCGAUUAGAUAACAACGAAGCGGAUAAAUUAGCUCAAGAUGCUUUUAUGUGUAUUAUGCGUUAUAUGGGUGAUGAAAAUUUGAAACGUGGUCAAACUCUUACUGAUUGCAUUUAUGAACUUUUAAUGAUAUGUCAUCAAUAUCAGCCACUUCGGGAUGAAGUGUAUUGUCAAAUCAUUCGUCAAACAACAAAUAAUAAAAGUUCCAGAGCAAGCACUUCAAUUCGUGGUUGGCGUCUAUUUUCUAUAUUAACCGCAUAUUUUGAUUGUUCGCCGGUGCUAAGGCCAUAUUUAUUCAAAUAUCUAGCUGAUAUGGCAAGUGAUCCACGAAGAGCUUAUCAUGGUACUGCAUUUAUUUGUUUACAAAAUUUGGUAAAAACAUUCAAAUAUGGUGGUCGUCAAUUUUUACUUAGUGGAAGUGAAAUUGAAGCAAUAACGAUGGGUAAAACUUUAAAACGACAAUUAUAUCAUUUACCUGGUGGACAUCGAAAGGUAAUUAAUACUCGUUCUGUAACAGUUGUAGAGGAGAUUAUCCAACAACUUUGUCAAGAACUUAAUAUACGAAGUGCGGCAGAACAACAAGAAUUUUGUUUAUGCUAUAUUUUGGAAUCAGAAGAUAAAAUUAAAAUGUUAGCUAACGAUGAAUAUGUAAUGGAUGUAUGUACUGAACUUGAGCAUAAUCAAAAACAAUACUUCUUAUUACUUAAACGAACAGUAUGGAUACAUCCAUUACGAUUGGAUAAUGCUCGAUAUAUCGAUGCAAUGUUUUUCCAGAUUGUGCCAGAUUAUAUUGAGGGUUUAAUUAUUGCACCAAAGAAUGGUAAAAUUAGCGCCGAUAUUUUGGAUGAUAUUGCACGUUUGGGCGCAUAUUUACACUUAACGGAUACGGAACGAUCCGAACGUGUUACAGCAAAAAAUGUUGCUGAAUUAAUUCCAAAAACAGUCUAUCCAAUUCGAACAAUUGAUCAAUGGGUUGAACGAAUCAAUGCAAAAUUGCAAACAAUGAAACAACAUAAUAUAAAUCAAAUUGAUGCACGAGCAAAUUUUUUAGAAAUACUUGAAAAAUGGCCUUAUUUUGGGACAACAUUUUUUGUUGUGCAUAAUAUUGUUGAUGAAAAUAAACAAACAGGCGAAUGUUUACUUGCAAUUAAUAAAUAUGGUAUUAAUGUGAUUAAUAUUAAAAAUCGUGAAGAAAUAUUAAAAAUUGCAUUAACUGAGAUUAUAUCAACAAAUCGUUAUUCAACAGAGCAUGGAAUAUUUUUGGAUAUUAAAAUUGGUAAUCAAUAUAGGAAUAAAAAUAUAACUAUACAUACUGAACAGGGUAUUGAAAUUUCACGUCUUUUGGGACAAUACAUUUAUGUGGACAGUGAAAAUCGUGCAUUUAUCACAGGUAUCGAGCAAACGAAAUUGACUUGUGACUAA